AUGUCGAUCUCGACGAUUCGGCGGCAAGUGAAGAACGUGGCCUACAACUUCUCCGAUGCUCAAGUCAAAGUUCGAGAGGCUACAAGCAACGAUCCGUGGGGCCCAUCGACGGCGCUUAUGUCGGAGAUCGCCGACUUGACGAACAAUCCGAUGGCCUUCACCGAAAUAAUGAGUAUUGUCUGGAAGCGAUUAAACGAUCACGGGAAAAAUUGGCGCCACGUCUACAAAAGCCUCGUCCUGCUCGACUUCCUGAUUAAAUGCGGCAAUGAAAAAGUUGCUCAGCAGUGCCGCGAGAACAUAUAUUCGAUCGAAACGCUGAAGGACUUUCAACACGUCGAGGACUAUCGAGAUCAAGGAUUGAACAUUCGAGAAAAGGCGAAGCAAAUGGCCGCAUUGUUGGCGGACGAUGAGCGACUCAAGAAUGAGCGAACACGCUUUAUGCUCACGAGGAACAAAUUUCGACAAAAUGGCGCGGGUGUCGGAUCUGAGGUGCGUACAAGACGUCAGGAACAGAGUGGGAGCAGAGGAGUUCCACCAACCGAGUUUGACGAUGCUCGUCCUUCAUCGCUUGGAGAAGAAGAAAUGCAACUACAGAUCGCGCUAGCGUUGAGUCGGGAAGAAGCUGAGAAAGCGAGUGAGAUGGAGAAAAGUGACGACAUUCGGUUACAGAUGGCGCUCGAGGAAAGCAAACGAGAUGCUGACGAGAUGUCGAAGCGAACGAUGGGAACGGUGAACUCUGGUCAACUCUCGCAGAGCGCUGUCGAUGAUCUUCUCUCAUUGGGACUUGGCGAUCUCGUGGUUAAUGAUCCAAAUCAGCCAACAAGCUCAACGGCAUGGGGUGGCACGCAAAUCGCCGAUCCGUGGGCUUCACCUCCACAAUACAAUAACACACCCGCGUAUCCAACUUCAGCUCAACUAGCGUUAAACGAUCCAUGGGCUCCAUCGACUCCCCAAGCACAUGCUCCAGCCGCAACACUCGCGUCGAACGAUCCAUUUGCUGCCUGGGAUGCUGGAGUGACGAAUGGAACGAAUGGAAUGGAAACUCUGCAGCCAACUCCCGCCAAUCAAACGCUCUCCAACAAUGGUUUUUCGGCUUCGGCAAUGAAUGCUUCAAGGAAGACGCCCGAGAACUUUUUGGGAGAAAACUCGAAUCUCGUCAACUUGGACAAUUUGCUUGGAAUCACGAAUACGAAUUCUACUGCUGUUUCAAAUCCGUUCAUGCUGGGCACAGCGACUCCUCCGCCAUCGAAUCCAUUCAACGCUCAACGCAACAAGUCGCCAACACUCAACGAGAUGCGAGCUGGUGCUCCGCCAAUUCCACAGGUUGGACCUCGAGUCGGUGCUUUACCUCAACCCCUUCAGCCAUCGCAAACUCCGAAUCCAUUUGCCGGCAUC
This is a messenger RNA of Mesorhabditis belari, 1395 nucleotides long. The record is from the annotation of a GenBank genome assembly. Lineage: Eukaryota; Metazoa; Nematoda; Chromadorea; Rhabditida; Rhabditidae.